GCGAUACAAGUACUUGAAACUAAACAAAAUCAAAUUUUGAAAGAUUCAGAAAACAAAAAUGGCUUUGGUAAGAGGUUUGAUGGCUGCAAAGAAGAUUAUUGGGGGAUCAGUAGGAGGAACAAGGAAAGAAACUUCAGCACCAAAAGGGUUUCUUGCAGUGUACGUAGGUGAGAGCCAGAAGAAGAAGCAGAGAUACAUUGUGCCAGUCUCAUACUUGAACCAGCCUUUGUUUCAAGAUCUUCUCAUAAAGGCAGAAGAAGAGUUCGGAUUCAAUCAUCCGAUGGGUGGUUUGACGAUCCCUUGCCCUGAAGAUACCUUCCUCACUGUAACUUCUCGGAUCCAAGGAUGAUCAUCGUCUGAAGACAAUUUUUAACAUUCUUUUACUGUUACAUUAGAUGACAAUAUUUUUUCAUCUUUCUUUCUAAACUGAAAGAUUUGAUCUAGAUGAUAGGAAUAUUUCAAUGUGUAAAUGCCAAAAUUUUGUGUAAUGAUAUCGAUGGAAACAAACAAAUAGAUCCAGAAAGAUUUCUCUCAGA
Molecule: messenger RNA, 536 nt
Organism: Camelina sativa (false flax)
Lineage: Eukaryota; Viridiplantae; Streptophyta; Magnoliopsida; Brassicales; Brassicaceae
Source: RefSeq, a predicted model, not a curated record